Trichechus manatus latirostris (Florida manatee) is the source of this 4984-nucleotide messenger RNA. It is a transcript of the gene ZNF687, whose product is annotated as zinc finger protein 687. The transcript is spliced from 8 exons. The coding region runs from base 767 to 4540 and encodes 1257 amino acids. NCBI's taxonomy places the organism in Eukaryota, Metazoa, Chordata, Mammalia, Sirenia, Trichechidae. The record is from RefSeq and is a predicted model, not a curated record.
UGUCUCUUUCCGUUCCUUUGUCUAAUCUCCAUCUCGGUCUCUUGGGUGAUUUCCCUGAGGCCGUUUCUCCCUGUUGACCCGUCUAGAUCUCUAGAUGUCAGUGAAGUCCCCGACUGCCCUAGACUUGACCUUAAAUGACCCCUGGCCUUGUCUCUGACCCUGGCCCUAGAUUUUCAGUGCCCUGUCCUUCUCAGCUCCUCCCGGACCUGAUGUGGUCCUGUUCCACCAGCUGUAAUAAGUUGGUUUCUGGGUUCUGGCCCUCAGGUUUAGAGUUUCACAUCACGCUCAGAGUAACCCUGUGAUGUGUGAUCACUCGUCCCUUCUUUCAAACAGCAAAAGUAAGUGAAGGAAGGGGCUUCCGCAGCGAGCCAGUGAUCGCAUUGUAGCUAGAGUAAUUUGUCUUUUCCUAAGUCACACAUGGGUUUUCAGAUCUCUGUGGACCCCAGAAGAUCCAUGAAAAAAUAUUAACGGAUUGCAUGCUGACAUGAAUGAACCCUUAAACCUAGGGCAUCACGUACGUCAUCUUCCCUAAUAACAGUAUUGAUUAACUGACGGAUUCUGUGCUGGACGCAGGACAGGGCCAGGCAGUUUCCCUCUUUCCGGCUGCUCUCUGAACCCGCUCUUUCUGCGUGUUCUGGCUUAUGCUUCUGAGAAGUCUCUGCUUCUCUGGGGUCUGCUGUCUGCCCCGGUGUGCACGUAUUACCCCCUUUCUGAUUUUAGGGGUUGGUAAACCAACCGCCUCCACCCGCUCUCUAGGAUUUGCGCUAUGGUGGGGCUGUACUCUCGGGCUCCGAGAGGGUGCCUGCGUCCGGGGGUCUCAGUUUCUCUGUUUUCAUCAGGUCUGGGACCUGCCACCAUGGGGGACAUGAAGACCCCUGAUUUUGACGACCUCCUUGCUGCCUUCGACAUUCCCGACAUAGACACGAAUGAAGCCAUCCACUCUGGGCCCGAAGAGAACGAGGGGCCGGGAGGCCCGGGGAAGCCAGAACCCAGUGUGGGGACUGAGUCUGCAGCCACCGCCGCCGGGGAUGGCCCUGGAGCUCCGGCCCCGGCCCCUGACAUCUCGGCGGUCAGCGUCAUCGUCAAGAACACUGUAUGUCCCGAGCAGCCGGAGAGCCUGGCUGGGGGUUCAGCAGGGGAGGGGGCCCGGGCUGGGGGAGUGACUAAGGAAGGGCCUGUGGGGCCCCGUCUGAUGCAGAAUGGUUUUGGGAGCCCUGAGCCAUCCCUCCCAGGAACCCCCCGCUCUCCAGCGCCUCCCAGCGGUGGUUCCUGGAAAGAAAAGGCCGUGGAAGGCAAAGCUCCCUUGGACCUCUUUGCUCAUUUUGGGCCUGAGCCAGCGGAGGACACUGACCCGCUGCCUCCGUCUGCACCCUCCCCACCUCGUGAAGGGGCCAUGUCCCCCCCUCCCUUCCCCUCGCCCUUUGAGCUGGCUCAGGAGAAUGGCCCAGCUCUGCCGCCGCCUGGCUCUUCCCCACCGCUGGGGGCCUUGCAGCAGGGUGGCUGCAGCCCCCUUUGUCCUCAGGGCCUUGCCCGGCGAGACUCAGCCUCCAGCCCUGAGGCCACAGACGUGCCUGCUGGUGCCUCGCCUCUCCGUGUGGCUGGGGUGCCCUUCUUCAAGCAGUCUCCUGGGCACGAGAGCCCUCCUGCCUCCCCUAAAGUGCCCGGCUGUCAGCCUCUGAAGGAAGAGGAGGAAGACGAAGAGGGCCCAGUGGACAAGUCUCCCCCAGGAAGCCCCCAGAGUCCCUCUAGUGGAGCCGAGGCCGCGGACGAAGACAGCAAUGACUCCCCCGCCUCCUCCAGCUCCUCUAGGCCCCUCAAGGUGCGGAUCAAGACCAUUAAAACGUCUUGUGGGAACAUCACGAGGACCGUAACACGGGUGCCCUCAGACCCUGAUCCUCCUGCCCCCCCGGCCGAGGGGACCUUGUUGGCUGACGCUAACCUCCUAAAGCUGUCCCCUGCUCCCCCGACUCCUGAGGGCCCAAAGGUGGUGAGUGUCCAGUUGGGUGAUGGCACGAGGCUAAAGGGCACGGUGCUGCCUGUGGCCACCAUCCAGAACGCCAGCACUGCCAUGCUGAUGGCUGCCAGCGUGGCCCGCAAGGCCGUGGUUCUGCCUGGGGGGACGGCCACCAGCCCCAAGACCAUGGCUAAGAACGUGCUAGGCCUGGUGCCCCAAGCCCUGCCCAAGGCAGAGGGACGAGCUGGCCUGGGGACAGGGGGACAGCGGGUCAACGGGGCCUCGGUGGUGAUGGUGCAGCCUUCCAAGCCGGCCACAGGGCCGGGGGCGGCGGGGGGCACGGUGAUCUCACGGACCCAGUCCAGCCUGGUGGAGGCCUUCAACAAGAUCCUCAACAGCAAGAACCUGCUGCCCGCCUACCGGCCCAACCUGAGUCCCCCCGCCGAGGCCGGCCUGGCCCUGCCGCCCUCGGGCUACCGCUGCCUGGAGUGUGGGGAUGCCUUCUCCUUGGAGAAGAGCCUGGCCCGGCACUACGACCGCCGGAGCAUGCGCAUCGAGGUCACCUGCAACCACUGUGCCCGCCGCCUGGUCUUCUUCAACAAGUGCAGCCUGCUGCUGCAUGCGCGGGAGCACAAGGACAAGGGGCUGGUCAUGCAGUGCUCACAUCUGGUCAUGCGGCCUGUGGCCCUAGACCAGAUGGUGGGGCAGCCGGACAUCACGCCCCUGCUGCCUGUGGCUGUCCCGCCCGUCCCGCCGGCCCUGCCCGCCUUGGCCAAGGCCGAGGGGGCCGUCACCUCCACCGCCGUUACUGCGGUUGCUGCCGAAGCUCCGGUGCUGCCGCUCUCGGCCGAGCCCCCGGCUGCCCCCGCCGCCUCUGCCUCCACCUGCUUCCGCUGCCUGGAGUGCAAGGAGCAGUGUCGGGACAAGGCUGGCAUGGCUGCCCACUUCCAGCAGCUCGGACCCCCUGCCCCCGGGGCCACCAGCAACGUGUGCCCCACCUGCCCCAUGAUGCUCCCCAGCCGCUGCAGCUUCAGUGCCCACCAGCGCAUGCAUAAGAGCCGGCCCCCCCACGUCUGUCCUGAGUGCGGGGGCAACUUCCUGCAAGCCAAUUUUCAGACCCACCUCCGAGAGGCCUGUCUGCAUUUCUCGCGCCGAGUGGGAUACAGGUGCCCCAGCUGUUCAGUGGUGUUUGGGGGUGUGAACUCCAUCAAGUCCCACAUCCAGACGUCACACUGCGAGGUGUUCCACAAGUGCCCCAUCUGCCCCAUGGCCUUCAAGUCUGCGCCCAGCGCCCACGCCCACCUCUACACGCAGCACCCUAGCUUCCACUCGCAGCAGGCCAAGCUGAUCUACAAGUGUGCCAUGUGUGACACUGUCUUCACUCACAAGCCCCUCCUCUCCUCGCACUUCGACCAGCACCUGCUGCCACAGCGCGUCAGUGUCUUCAAGUGUCCGUCCUGCCCUCUGCUCUUCGCCCAGAAAAGGACCAUGCUGGAACACCUCAAGAACACCCAUCAGUCUGGACGCCUGGGGGAGGAGAACUCUGGGAAAGGGGCUGGGGGUGCCCUGCUGACCCCGAAGACUGAGCCCGAGGAGCUGGCUGUGUCUCGGGGAGGGGCAGCCCCCGCCACCGAGGAGUCAUCUUCAUCCUCAGAAGAGGAACUGCCCAGCUCCCCGGAGCCCCCGCGCCCCACCAAGCGGCCCCGGCGGGAACUUGGGAGCAAAGGCAUCAAGGGCGGGGGCGGGGGGCCUGGAGGCUGGACCUGUGGCCUCUGUCACUCCUGGUUCCCCGAGCGCGACGAGUAUGUGGCGCACAUGAAGAAGGAGCACGGCAAGUCAGUGAAGAAGUUUCCCUGUCGCCUGUGUGAGCGCUCCUUCUGCUCCGCCCCCAGCCUGAGGCGCCACGUCAGGGUCAAUCACGAGGGUAUCAAGCGCGUUUACCCCUGCAGGUACUGCACGGAGGGGAAACGCACCUUCAGCAGCCGCCUCAUCCUGGAGAAGCACGUCCAGGUCCGGCACGGCUUGCAGCUUGGGGCCCAGUCCCCUGGGCGGGGGAGCGCCCUGGCCCGGGGCCCUGGUGCCAGAGCCCAGGGGCCAGGACGGAAACGCCGGCCGUCUUCUGAUUCCUGCAGCGAGGAGCCCGACAGCACGACCCCGCCGGCCAAGUCCCCCCGAGGCGGACCCAGGUCCGGAGGCCACGGCCCCCUGCGCUAUCGGGGCGGCGGCUCAGCGGCGCAGAGCCUCGUGGUGGGGCUGCGGGCGGACGGCGGCACCCAGCAGUGCCGUGACUGCGGCCUGUGCUUUGCCUCGUCGGGCUCCCUGAGCCGGCAUCGUUUUAUCAGCCACAAGAAGAGGCGGGGUGCGGGCAGUGCCAGUGCCCUGGGGCUGGGGGACCGGGAGGAAGAGGCCCCCCAUCCACGGUCUGACCCAGAAGGUGGAGAGUCACCUUUGCCCGCUUCUGGGGGUCCGCUGACCUGUAAGGUCUGUGGCAAGAGCUGUGACAGCCCGCUCAACCUCAAGACCCAUUUCCGCACACACGGCAUGGCCUUCAUCAGGGCUCGGCAGGGGGGCAGCGGGGACAACUAGGCCCUCCUUCCCGCCAGUAAGCCGGGUGUUACUGCUGCUGCCUGCUCCCUGGGCUGGGGAGCUCUGUGAAGAUUCACCUUCUGUUCCACUCCUCCCUUCCCCACAGGGCAGAAAAAAGGCUUUUGAGGAUUAGGAUUAUUUGCAGCCCCGCCCCCUGUGGGUUUGGCCCCUGGGUCCUAGUAGAGUGGGCCCUCCAUUCCUUCUUUGCGAGCCCAACACUAAUUCUCCUCUGCUGCAGACCCUGGCGUGGGACUGGGGUGGGAGGAAGGGACUUUCUUACCCUGCGACGGGACAGGGAGGGACCAGCGUGGUUUGGGGAGGAUCCCGGACACACUCCAUAACUCCUCCAGACACAGGCAGGGACUGCCCUCCUCUGGCCUGGCCCCACCCCAGACUCGCUGGGCGCUCGAGCUCCCACCCCUGUAGUGCCUUUCACUUGUAUUC